Hevea brasiliensis (rubber tree) is the source of this 2441-nucleotide messenger RNA. Its product is annotated as transcription factor GTE3, chloroplastic. The transcript has 4 exons. Bases 309 to 2156 code for a protein of 615 amino acids. Gene Ontology annotation, molecular function: protein binding. The record is from RefSeq and is a predicted model, not a curated record. NCBI's taxonomy places the organism in Eukaryota, Viridiplantae, Streptophyta, Magnoliopsida, Malpighiales, Euphorbiaceae.
UUCCCUGAAACUCCACUCUCGCAUUCUCUGUUUUCUCUACUGGAAAAAAAAUAAAUUAAAAAAAAAAACUAAAAACUCAAAAUCUACCUUUCACGCAUCAAAAGGCAAAACCACUAUAUGUUUCUCCCUUUCAUAAACCCCUUUCCAAACCCUAGACGUUGCAGCAAUCAGGAUUUAUUUUUUAAGCCCAAUUGCUUCUUUAUACCUUUAAUUUUAAAAAAAAAAAAUUGAGGAAAAUUUGAAGAAAUCCAUUAUUUGAAGCCUUCUGUUUGGAAAUUAGGGUUUCCCCCUUUUUUUUUAAUUGAUGAAUGGCUACAGGGCCAAUUGCUGCAGUCGGUGGCGAUUCUCGAGGGAAACAGAGAUGGGUGGAGCAUAGCAAGAGCAAAAAGAAAAUUUAUGCCCAAAAAACCCAAAACAAAUCUCUAAAUUCCACCUAUAUCCCUCAGCCGCAACACUCGUAUCAAGCCCUUUCUCCUGACGACGACGACGACGACGACGACAACUCCUCGCCGCUGCAGCAGAAGCGCUUAGACACCAUGGAGUCCGACGAUUCGUCGAGUCACAAUCGCUUACAACCGGUCCCACACAACUCCAGAAGUGGGACCUGCAAUUCGCUACCCGGGUAUGUGCAAUUUGAUGAUAAGGUGAGAAUUAGCUUGUAUAGUGGAUCAAAAUCGGUCAUUAGAGAGCUGAAGAGAAAGCUAGUGAGUGAACUUGAUCAAGUUAGGAGCUGGAAAAAGAAACUUGAAGCUAAAGAAAUUCAGUUUAACGAUAAUGGAAUGAUGGAUACCAACGGAGUUGGUACUCUUGCUAGGGUUAAUUCUGAGGUGAGUUAUGUGGGACCUACCAAUCCACGGCCGUUGCAGGGUUUAGCUGUGUCCGUGGAUGAUAACUGUAAUCAUUAUGAUUACGGUAGUGUUGGUGAGAAUGUGAAUAAAGAGAAGAAAACCCCAAAGGUGAAUCAGAAUCAUAAGAAUCUGGAUUCUGUGAGGAGGGGAAAGAUUUUGAAUUCAGAGAAUGAGAAGAAGUUGAAGCUAGGUAAUGGAGGGAAAAAGGGCAGUGGGGGAAAAGUAAUGAAGUUGGGUUCAGGGAUGGAUAAACAUAGUAGAGAGAUGUUAAAGAAGUGUGGAGACUUGUUGGAAAAGUUGAUGAAGCAUCAGUAUGGAUGGGUGUUUAAUGAACCUGUGGAUGUGAAGAAAUUGAUGUUGCAUGAUUAUUAUAAGAUCAUCAAACAUCCCAUGGAUUUGGGGACAGUUAAGAGUAGACUGAAGAAGAAUCUGUAUGAAUCGCCUAAGGAGUUUGCAGAGGAUGUGAGGCUGACAUUUAAUAAUGCCAUGACAUAUAAUGAGAAAGGGCAGGAUGUCCAUAUUAUGGCAGACGUAAUGUUGAAGUUGUUUGAGGAAAAGUGGGCGGCUCUUAAGGGUGAGUUCAACUUUAAUGACAGGUUUGAUAUGGGGUAUGAUGCAAGUAUUCCCACACCCACUUCAAAGAGAGCUCCCGCUUCUGCCCCUACUUCUGCUCCUCCACAGAAAAUGCCCUUGGAGACAGGGACAUUGGAUAGGUCAGAGUCUAUUACAAAGCCAAUGGAUUCCAACUUGAAGGCGACAAAUAUUGCUGCACAUGAAGGAAGGAUGCCUAUAUCAAAGAAGCCUAAAGCAAAGAAUGAUCAAAAGAGAGAAAUGACUUUUGAAGAGAAGCAGAGACUGAGUACAGACCUACUGAGUUUGCCUUCGGAAAAAUUGGAUAGUGUUGUCCAGAUUAUCAAAAAAAGGAACCCUGGGCUUUGCCAACAAGAAGAUGAGAUUGAGGUGGACAUUGAUAGUUUUGAUACUGAAACACUAUGGGAACUUGAUACAAUUGUUACCGAUUACAAGAAGAGUUUGAACCAAAACAAGAGAAAAUCUGAACCUGUUUUUCAAGCAAGAGAAGAAGCUGGGCACAACUUCCAUGAGACUACUUGUACAUCAACUGCGGCAGAGGCACCAAAAGAAUCAGUAGCAGUUGAAGAGAUUGUCACUACAUCUCCUGAUCAAGUAGAAAAACAAGGUGAUAAUGGAUCAAGUAGUUCAAGCAGUUCUGGCGGUGACUCUGGAUCCUCUUCAAGCGAUUCUGACAGUGAUAGUUCCUCAGGAUAUGGAUCAGAUGUGCGCCAAUGACAUAAGAGUUGGUAGAUUUAGUUAAAGUAGGACGCAUUAUUCUUGGUUAUUGAAUUUUAACUUCCCUUGUUUCCCCUUGACCGUAGAUAAUAGUCAUUCAAGCUGUAGAAUAUCAGUUUACCCCCUAAAGUUAAUGGCUAAGCUGCUCACUGUUGAAUUGCUUUCAAAACAUAUGGGUGGUUGUAAGGUAAUGGCAACACCAACAUGCUAUGUGAUUAUGUGAUAUAUAUAUCUGUUACGUUGGCUGUAUGAUAGUUUAAUAAAGCAAAGUACAUGCUGAAUCUA